Molecule: messenger RNA, 1125 nt
Organism: Cavia porcellus (domestic guinea pig)
Lineage: Eukaryota; Metazoa; Chordata; Mammalia; Rodentia; Caviidae
Gene: Cope
Product: COPI coat complex subunit epsilon
Exons: 10
Coding region: 81-1007 (308 amino acids)
Biological process (GO): intra-Golgi vesicle-mediated transport; endoplasmic reticulum to Golgi vesicle-mediated transport; retrograde vesicle-mediated transport, Golgi to endoplasmic reticulum
Cellular component (GO): COPI vesicle coat
Molecular function (GO): structural molecule activity; protein binding
Source: RefSeq, a predicted model, not a curated record
UCCCACAGUGCUCUGUGGUGGGACUUCUGUUUCCGGUCGACGUGUCUCUCAGGAAGAACAGCGGUUAAGGGGACUGAGGUAUGGCCCCUCCAGCCCCCGGCACGGCCUCCGGCACCUCUGGGGAGGUGGACGAGUUGUUCGACGUGAAGAACUCCUUCUACAUUGGCAGCUACCAGCAAUGUAUCAACGAGGCGCAGCGGGUGAAGCUGACCAGCACAGAGCGGGAGGUGGAGCGGGACGUCUUCCUGUAUAGAGCGUACCUUGCACAGAGGAAGUAUGGUGUGGUCCUGGAUGAGAUCAGGCCCUCCUCGGCCCCUGAGCUGCAGGCCGUACGCAUGUUUGCAGAGUACCUGGCCCACGAGGCCCGCAGGGAUGCCAUUGUGGCUGAGCUGGACCGGGAGAUGAGCAGGAGUGUGGACGUGACCAACACCACCUUCCUACUCAUGGCUGCGUCCAUCUAUUUCCACGACCAGAACCUGGAUGCGGCCCUGCGUACCCUUCACCAGGGUGACAGCCUGGAAUGCAUGGCCAUGACUGUGCAGAUCCUGCUGAAGCUGGACCGCCUGGACCUAGCCCGGAAGGAGCUGAAGAAGAUGCAGGACCAGGAUGAGGACGCCACGCUCACCCAGCUGGCCGCUGCCUGGGUCCACCUGGCCGCGGGUGGCGAGAAGCUGCAGGAUGCCUAUUACACCUUCCAGGAGCUGGCGGACAAGUGCUCAUCCACACUGCUGCUGCUUAUGGGCCAGGCGGCCUGCCACAUGGCACAAGGCCGCUGGGAGGCAGCUGAGGCGGUGCUGCAGGAGGCGCUGGACAAGGACAGCAGCCACCCUGAGACGUUGGUCAACCUUGUGGUCCUGUCGCAGCACCUGGGCAAGUCCCCCGAGGUGACAAACCGAUACUUGUCCCAGCUGAAGGAUGCCCACGGAUCUCACCCCUUUAUCAAGGAGUACCAGGCCAAGGAGAAUGACUUCGACCGCCUGGCACUGCAAUACACACCUAGCGCCUGAAGCUUACAGGACACCUAGGCCCAUGCCCCACCUCGCCGGCCUGACCCUGCCCACCUCUCUCUCCCUCUCCUUACCUAAGCCCUCCUCUUCCAAUAAAUGUCACCCUGCUGUCUUUGUC